This is a messenger RNA of Pelodiscus sinensis (Chinese soft-shelled turtle), 524 nucleotides long. The record is from RefSeq and is a predicted model, not a curated record. NCBI's taxonomy places the organism in Eukaryota, Metazoa, Chordata, Testudines, Trionychidae.
GGGCAUGCGCUCUGCCCAGGAUUUCAUUUCAGUCCAGAAAAAGCAGAAGGAAGGAUGGCAGACCAAAAUGUCCACAAUGCUGGUUUUACCCCAGAUGGGAUAGGAAGAGGAUCACUUGGCUCUGGGAUGAUGUCCACAGAGUCAAGAAGCCAUGGAGGAGGUGUGCCUUCUGGAGGAACUACUUCUACCCUGCAAGAAAUGGGUGCCAAAAGCUCAACCCAUUCAUCAGGUUACACCUCUAGUGGGAUCGCCAGUGGAACUAAGGCAUCUGGAAUGAUGUCCCAGGAAGCUAAAUCUCAUGGAGGAGGAAUACGAAGUGGUGGGACAACAUCCAAUGUCCAGUCUGUCUCAAUGGGUGGUAAAGGAAAAAUGAAAUGAAUAAAAAAAGCAUCGCUUAGCCUGCUAACCCUGAAGACACCACUUCUCUAGAUGACAUAAUUGGGGACCUUUCCUUGUCUCCUCCAACCUUGCUGACAUGAAAUGUCAAAAGCUUUAACAUGCUCAAUAAAAACUUUUCUAACGUC